Molecule: messenger RNA, 204 nt
Organism: Caenorhabditis briggsae
Lineage: Eukaryota; Metazoa; Nematoda; Chromadorea; Rhabditida; Rhabditidae
Exons: 1
Coding region: 1-204 (67 amino acids)
Source: RefSeq, a predicted model, not a curated record
AUGACAAGAGAAUUUUCAAAAUCGAAAAUAUGGACGAGCGGAAGAAUUCGAAUUGAGAUUUUUUUCAUAAAUGUUGUCACUUUUUCUUAUCUCAUAGGUCCCAUUAUUCUCGCUGAUCUCAUCGUUUUCUUUUUUGCUGAUCCCAUUCAUUCAUUUGUAUCACACCCCUCAUUUUCGUUCCGAUUUCCUAUAUCUACAUUUUAA